Rhincodon typus (whale shark) is the source of this 698-nucleotide messenger RNA. RefSeq lists its product as uncharacterized. The annotation marks the transcript as partial. The transcript has 5 exons. The record is from RefSeq and is a predicted model, not a curated record. NCBI's taxonomy places the organism in Eukaryota, Metazoa, Chordata, Chondrichthyes, Orectolobiformes, Rhincodontidae.
AUGUGUAAAUAUUUCUUUUUCUAUUACAGGUGCCCCCGUCGGCACAUAGGUUGUACCGGGCAGCAGGAAAGUUCCUCAACACUAACAAAUUUUGCACAAGUUAAGCACUUUGAAGAAAAGCCCAAACAGGAUGUGACUGACGAAUCUUCAGGUGCGAAGCCUUCAGAUGUCAACAGUCGUGUUGAUCACUUACUAGAAGUCUGCACAAAAGCAAACCAUCAGCAUGUGAAUUCUGAACAGUUGGACUUCCCUGAGCCUGGACUGGAGCCUUCUGAAGGACUGGAGGAACCUCCCACUAUAGCUGCUAGUACUGAUAACAUCUCCAGUUCAACUACCUCUGAGAAUUCCUCAUUCUUGCAGCACAGUGCAAUAGAAAAAUCCAGUGAUGAUAUUCCUGUAUUAAGCUAUGAGCAGUCUAAAACUGACUGUGAUGCUGGAGGGAAAAGUGAGGCUGUCCCUCAAAGCAGGCCCCCCUCCUAUGUUAGCCUAUCUGAAGGACCUCCAGAGAAACCUAGUGAUGGCAGUAAAGGAAACCUACCUGAAACUGAGCUUUCUGAAAUUCCAAAGACAAUCUUGCCUGAAGCUGAAGAACAGAACCCAGAAUUAGAAAAGACUUCUAACACAUCAGAGGACAUGUUGAAUGAAGAGUUUUCAGAAGUAAGUGCUAUUCCACUAAGGCGGAUGAACUUAGAGCAUGG